CUGUACGCACCCUGUGUGUAGGCUCAUCAUUGAAGUUCACGUUUAUGGGCUUCUCGGUUGAUGUGUACACAACCAGUGCAACCGGAGACAUUCUUUCCUUUCGUUUAGCCUCCCUGCAGAGUCGCAUUUGCAGACACCUGCGGUUGGAGUUUCUUUUUUCUUCUUCUUUAGUAUUGCGCACAUUGCGCACUCCAGGUGCUUCAAGCUCCAUGCCAUGAUAUCAUAAAUCAUUGUAACCAUAUAAUUUAUUACGACACUCUAAUACUGUAACAUAUGUGUUGUAUGCUUCUGCACAUACUGCGCAGUAAACUUUGCUACAACUUGCACAUUUCAGGAAAUCAUUUUUUGGAUUAUGAUGUUAAAGCAAAAUAGAGCGAUAUAUUGCGAUUGGAAUUGAAUUGCACAAGCUGUGAUAACAAAAAAAAACAUCAAAUUUAAGAUGUAAUAGCAGUUAUUUAAUAUUUAUUUACUAGUGUUUGAUGACUACCUUAUACUUUUUAUUAGACAUUGUGGCGUUUUGAUGAAGUUAACGUUGAGUGAAACGAAAACAAAGUGCCAAUUUUGCUUCAAAAAAAAGCCACAUAAGCACUUUUAAACUGGCAACAAACGUAGUUACCAGCGAAAUAAGAAAUAGUCUUGUUUUGCCGGUUAAUAUUAUAAUGGUUGGCAGUUUGCAAAUGACGCUCUAGAAUGCCAGAAAUAACGGUUAAAUCUCCCUGACUGUCGUGCCUGGUUUACAACAACUUCUACCAGCCAUGGAAGCGACAACCUCCCCCAGCAGGCCGAGCAACAAUGACGUCCUGGCCUUGCGGCUGCUGCAGACCAACCCGUGGAGCUGCUACUGCGGACUGCCCUUGUGGGGAUUCACUCCUGCAAAACUGAAGGAGAUAAUGAGAAACAUGCUGUCCGACCUUCCAGACAGCGAGGGGCGAAGACCACGCCUCUUGUGUCGGCCGUGCAGCGUUCUCAGCAGUGACGGAAGGCAAGGCGAGGAGGCGUUCUUCUGUGUGGCAGCCUCGGCAUCGCAGAAGCCCCAUGCUGCCGGACUGGUGCACUGCGGCGAGAAAGUCUCGCUGGUGUUGCUGUCGGGGUCGGCAGCCGCACGGUCCGUCAUGGCCCGUCAGCUGGGCGAAGGCUUCGGAGUCACCCUGAUGGCGUUGCAGCUGGCUCCCUGGCAGCUGUCCCUGGUCAUGCUGUGGGGCUGCAGUGACCUCGGCACAGAUGAAUCGCCCGAGAAAUGCUUUCUGAAACUGGGCAUGGAUGGCAUCACAUUGGGUUUCAGCCGUGCACAGGUGCUGCAUCAACUGCCACGCUCGACUGGCCUCACCUACAAUGACGGGAGGAAGCUGCUGCUUGCCUUUUGCGAGAUUGCAUCGAAAGAAGUGCUUUCCUUCAACUACCAGCAACUGCCGUUGCGGCUUGUGCACUUUGUGGACUUGUUCUCUGUGGAUAGCGAGGGUACAAUGAACGUGCAUAAGAGUACGCUGGUGCCCGAGCUCUUCGAGAUGCUCCUUUUCUUCGUAAAGAACUCGGUGUUGGGCCCUUCAUCUUCGGACCACGAGGUAGACUAGCAGCUCAUCAAGACUGGAGCGAGCAUGGGCAGAGAAAGUUGAUGGCGCGUCAGUUCUGGUGAACAUGAGUGAAUCGGCACACAUCCUUUCAAACUACUUGUAUGCCCGUUCCUUUGCUGGUUGCCUUUGUGUCUGUUGUCUUCAGUCGGGCCCCCCUAGCAGCCUGGCAAGAUGCCUGCGGACUCAGUUGACCAUUCCUUGCCCAUAUGAGACUGUGCCAUCAUGUGAACUCUGCAACAUGCGAAGUGUGUUAAGCGUCUUCAGUUAGCAUUUGUCCCUAUGCUUAGCUGGAAUGAAAUGCCUGAAAAGCAUUUAAAGAUGCUCAGACGUGCAAAUGUACGCUCGUGAGCAAAAGUAUGCGGGCUGUUGCCAUCCAUAUACUUUUCUGGUCUGCCCAACUUGUGGAGAGCCAUGUGCUGCCGAGAUCACUUCUCUGAUGAAUUCCAUCGAAGCAAUGUUUUCAACGGCAGUUCUAUCAAAGCAAUGCUCUCAACAGCAGACGGCUUGCCUCUAGACAGUGCAGCAAAUGCCAAUUUCCGCAUGCACUCCUUUGGUCUGUAUACUUUUGCUUGUUAGCUGUACAUUGUUGCUAAAGACAUAACCGACUAGAACAGCGGUCACAGAGUGACGUUUGUAUAGGCUGCGCCAAAAAGUUAAGGUCGAAACACUCACUAGAAGAGAGCCCUGAAUUGCAGGGACGAACUUGAAAGAAAAAGUGAAAGAGAGAAAAAAAAUAUGAGAGCGGUGAAUUCUGUACAGUAUCCAGAGAGAUGUUUCCAAGAAUAUUUUACACCGACGAAGAGGUAUAAAACACCAUUUUCGCACAAGUGUCAAACACAGCCUUGCCACUUCUUGCACGUAAUACCACUAUGAUUUCAUUUAACAAGGCAAAAAGCUGGCUCCCUCAUCUGAAAACCAUAUCUAUAGCAGAGUUUCCAUCUCAGUAGAUUUUGCAAAUUCAAGAUAUUUGUAAUUUUUUAUGCCAAUGACAUUGAAAAAUGGAUUUCAUCCAGGUGCUGACCCUUCGUCACAUUAAAGUCACUGAUCUGGCCAAAAUCUUGCCAUGUUUUUAGAUGUUCUAGCUACUGUCAUGGCAGUUGUGGUGCAUUUGGCUUUUCUAUUAAACUGUGGCAUUUGCAUUGAUUAUUUCGCCACCUUGAUGCAAUGCUGUAUAAGAAAGACCUUUGUGGCUUUAUUGUGAGAAGAUUAGUGCUUUAGAUGUUUUAUGAAUUUCUUGGGUGUAAGAUGCUAUUGCCUGAUGUGCGUAAUCAAGCCACAUGGUGCUGAACUUGCUUCAUACAUGACUCAUCCUUGAUUUUUUUUAUGUGAUCAUCAUCAGCACAGUUAUACAUUGACAUUCAGCAUAUGGUGGUUUUGGGACGUUAAGCUCCACAUAUCAGUCAAUCAAUUGAUAUUCAUGUCUUCCCUUACCUUCUGUCAUGAAAAAAAAAAAACAUUAAAAAGCCAGUAAAACGGCUCGAACUUUUUUUUUACACCCCCCCAUACAAGCUCGGCAAUUCGUAGAUUAGACCACAGCGAUCACGUUUUCUCAAUAUUACUGGGCGCUCUAUUUCGAAAAACAAUUCUAGUGCAGCUUUCCUACGCCUGACCGACUUCCUUGCAUGUGCACUGCCGUCAAUUCAGCGAUCGGCAAUGUGACGUAGCACGCAGCUUGCCGAUUGGUCUAAAUUAGGUGUGAAAAAACAGUAGUGAAGUCAACGUCAGUUCCUGUUCCCACCCACAGCUACGAAACUGCCCCUUGUUUUUUGGCAAUGCGGUGAAAGAACCAGCCUCGCAAUUGUCGCAGGAAUGUGUACACUCCUCGCUCAACUACAGCGCCUGUGCGCACAUACAAACGUAUUUUGUCCUUGACAUGAGCAACACGGGUAAAAAGCGUUGCUCUGUUGUCGGCUGCAAAACGAGCGACUGGGCAGUGGAGAAGCAUCUGCACCGGGUGCCUCACGAUGGGGCCCUGCGCGCUGCAUGGCUGAAGCGAAUCGGCCAUCCAGCGACGUACGUCAGGGGCCUGAUCGUUUGUGGUCGACACUUGGCACCUGACGCUUACACGAUUGACCCGCGGCUGGCGCGGCAAAACGGUAAACAAACAACCACGCUUCGCAGCAAGCGGAAGUGCGUUACGACUGAUCGAGUUUUCCGAUGACGUCAAUCGCUGACGUGGCGUCACGUUGCCAUUUGUCACGUUGCCGAAGUGGACGAAGUCAUGACGACAGGCUAUGCCUUCCCCUUCAUUGAAGAGAGAAAGGGGGCGAGGCUGCAGCAAAAAUUUGAAACUAGCUUAGACCGAUGUUCUAGCCCCUGUAAGUUCCUUAAUAUAGCACGCAUUUGCAAAAUUGUUCCGGCAGCAUGUCUGCAAAGAAAAACUGCACAUGUACCUCUUUUUUUAAUUUUUUGACCUCAGGGUUGUUUACUGGCCUUUUAAUAGGGCUUGUGUCGAGCCAUAAAAAACAUUUCAACAAGCUAACAUGGUUCCUCAAGGCUAGAACAGAACUGAUUUCUCUAGUACUAGCAUGUCUACGCUUCGCACCCUCUCCUCCAUACUGGCAAAAGAGGGGGAGCAGUGUGACAAAGUGGGGGGAAGGGGAGCGGGGGUGCUGCAACGAAUUGUAUGAGUGAAGAGGGAGCAGGUGUUCGGUGAAUAAAAAGAAAAUAAGUAAGGAGUAGGGAGGUGAGGAUGUACAUGUUUCGCUGAGUGACGGUUGUCAGAAGUUGAUAAUGGUAGGUUUGAAAUUAAUACUUGGAGGGCUUAACUCCCAGUGGGUUUAUUUGUGUGUAUAUAUCAUACCAAAUGGAUUCAAGGGACCCUUUAGAAACGUUUAUACGUACUGGCUGGAGUGUAUUGUACCUGUGAAUAGGGUAUGACUGUACAUUUUCUGUCUGUUGCAGGCCGGAAGUUUGACUGAACUAUGUAGAGUGUCACAUUGUUGAAGUUGUGUCCUGCGGCAUUAAAAUGCUGUGCCACUGCUUUCUAUUUGCCGUGCCCGCGUGAUAAUCGUUUAACCUGACAUUAACAGGCUGUCCUGUUUCACCAAUGUACUCGACACAUUACCUGCUUAUGGAUUUUUUUAUGGCAAUGUUCCAUCUUCCCAUUCUUGCCAUUGGAUUUCCCUUCUGCGGAAUUCAGCAAGCGUCUUAUUUUAAGCUUACCCCUGUGUCUUCUGUAAAAUAAAUUUUUUUUUGCUGGACCA
Molecule: messenger RNA, 4777 nt
Organism: Rhipicephalus microplus (southern cattle tick)
Lineage: Eukaryota; Metazoa; Arthropoda; Arachnida; Ixodida; Ixodidae
Source: RefSeq, a predicted model, not a curated record